This is a messenger RNA of Misgurnus anguillicaudatus (oriental weatherfish), 1999 nucleotides long. The record is from RefSeq and is a predicted model, not a curated record. Lineage: Eukaryota; Metazoa; Chordata; Actinopteri; Cypriniformes; Cobitidae.
UUUCUAGAUCAAUCCGCCCAUUCCUGCUACAAACAAACACACACAAGCUAACUGCACAUCCACGAGUGAAAGCGUGUCUUGUAAGUUAGUGAAAAUCAAUCUGUAUUUAUUUACUUGUGAAGGGUAAACAUAUCUUGCUCGUACAAAGCCUUGAUACUCAACGUUACGGUUGCGUGUUUUCACCCAAAAUGAAGGAUAAACACGAUAUCGAUUCCACUUCUCGUCCUCAAAGUUUUUCAAAUAACGUUAACGAUAGAGAUGAUGACGAUGAAGCAAACGGUCUCUUUGACUCUGAUAGUCAUUAUAUCGUUGUCCAGCUCGAAGAUGAAGAUAAAACGAGUGAAUGCGAGAUGGAUCUGAGUAUAUUUGCUCCUGUCGAGUCCUCAGAGAGUGAGGAAGAUGAAGAUAAACUCUCGGACUCAUGCGGCAUUUCCACCUGGAGAAGAGCAGACGACAGAGAGAAAGAUGAGCGGGAAGAUGCUGCGUCCCAGGAGAUACCAUCUUCCAGCAAGAGUUUUAAAAGAGAAGAUAUGACGACGAGACAAGAUCACAAUCCAGACAGUAGUUCAGUAAACAGGGCGAAGAAUGAAUGUGUGUCUGGUGAGAAGCCCACAUUUCAACCAGCUCUACCACAGUCCAGUUCGUAUACGUGUCCUACAGAGAUGUCUGGCUUACACACUGUUAUCAGUCCUUUAACUGCAAUGGAGCCUCCUGUAUUUCCCAAUACACCAGUCCUGAGCAAGUCUGUUGUUGGAGAGGAUCAGCAGAAUAUAUUGCUUGAAAUCCUGAACCAUUGUAGGUUCCUGCAUGCUGCAGUUGAGAGACUUGAACAGAAAAUUGACAGACAGAUGACAUAUGAGGCAAAGCUGCCUAUUGAAGAAGGGUCACUGUCCUGGUCUUUGGCACAACGUCUUGGUCCACCAGUAAAGAGAAAUCAACAAUGGAUCCCUCCCUGGAAACGAAACACUGCUCAGGACGGUCUAAACAGGGCAGAUCUUGGGGUGGACAACAGCAGUCUUCAGUUGGCCAAUCCUUCUGCUGGUGGGCGAGGGAGAGGCCGGGGGAGAGGACGCGGUAAAGGACGUGGUGGCCGUGGCCAUGAUAAUAGAUCCAAACGCCAGUCUGGGACUCCUGAUCUUGCUCAGCACAUGUCGGAGGCUUUGCGAGAUGGGAUCUCUACAGUAGAAAUGGAUGAUCCACAGCCAUCAAAGAUGAUGAAGAAAGGCUCUCAGUUUAAGACGGGUUCAAAGGCUCAGAAGAAGAGGAGGAAAGGCUUGGCCCAGGUGGACGAGCACCAAGUGUAUCCAGAGAAGACGUUCAACAAAAAGGAGGUCACAGUACAGGUUGAUGUGAAUAAGAACGUAAUGAUCGGAAGCCCUUUGCGUAAAGUGUGGAUCCCGCUGUCUGUGUACAAGGAAGCGUUUAAAGAAGCUGAACCCCAGAAGGCUCUGGUACCUGUGCUUUAUUCUCUCUUCACCAGCAGUACUCUGUCCUCGAGUGCUAUCACAGGAAACCACGAUAAAGGGAUCAAACAACUCGACCCAAACAAAAUUGAAGCCCUCCGAGAAUUUCUUGCUGAGAUGUUCCCACAGUAUGAUGUCAGUCUAAGAGGUGUGACGUGGCCACUGUGUGUUGGAGUUAUCAACAACAUUACCAAAGCCCUGAGGAAAAAGGCCGAAAAACCAUCGCAUCUGCCAGAGAAGUGUCACUGUGAUUUAUUACAGGCUGCUGACAGUGGAAAUAAUGCAGUGUUUAUUCAGACCUCAAAGGAUUUGUUUUGUUAAAUCAAACACACAGUCCAUGUGCAAUACUUACAGUUUCAAGAUCCGUUCAUUUGGCUCAUCACAUCUACGCGUCUCUGAUAUGAUGCUCAGAUAACUGCUGCUCUCUUUAUCCACAGCUGUUGCUGUUUCAAAACAUUUUAUCUACUAUAUGUACAGAUUUCUGCUAUAAAAUUGUAAUAUUUCUGUUACCAAAUAAAAAGUGAAUUUUCUUGCUC